AUUCGAUGCUCAACAUGAGAGGUAAUGUAUAAUGUUUAUGUUAUAAUAACACGCGUGUCAUGUUCGUUGAGGAGCCGAUGCCAUUGACAGAAGGAGGUGAGGAGAACGUUCCUGGUGAAGAUGAACAGCCUGAAAACGACGUUGCCAGCCAAAAAGACGAGGAGGACGAUUUAUGGAAGAAACCGAAGGAAAUCUUCAAAAGAGGAGUCGUCUAUCUAUCUUUCAUCCCUCCAGGAAUGACCCCAACUGUCCUCAGAAACCUGCUCUCGAAGCAUGCACCUGUGGGCAGGCUCUUUCUACAAGAGGUGAAAGAGAAAAGAGGGAAAGUAAAGAAAAAAGCAUACAAAACUGAAAGCUACACAGAAGGAUGGGUUGAAUUUUUGAAGAAACGACAUGCCAAGAAGAUAGCAGAGUUUCUUAACAAUACGAAAAUCGGAGGGAAGAAAAAGAGCAAAUUCCACGAUUAUCUUUGGAACUUGAAAUACCUACCUCGAUUCAAGUGGGUACAUCUUGUCGAGAGGCUUAAUUAUGAAUCAGCAUUACUUAAGCAGAGGAUGAGGAACGAAAUAAGCCAGGCGAAGAAGAUAGCGAACCACUUUAAAGACAACGUCGACCGUGAGGAGAGGAUAAGGAGGAAGAAGAAGACACAAGAAAACAAAGAUGAUACUAAACAAGAACAGAAAGAGGAGAAAAUACCACUUAGGAAAUUCGCACAGAGGAAAACUAUGGAAGAUAUCAAAAUGAAGAAGAAAUCACAAGAAAACAGGGAAGACUUUCUCAAAAACCUUUUCGCUUGAUUCAUUGUUUAUGGCAAGCAAAUGUUGUAAA
Messenger RNA from Cimex lectularius (bed bug), 828 nucleotides. RefSeq names its product pre-rRNA-processing protein esf2-like. Lineage: Eukaryota; Metazoa; Arthropoda; Insecta; Hemiptera; Cimicidae. Gene Ontology annotation, molecular function: RNA binding. The coding region runs from base 60 to 797 and encodes 245 amino acids. Gene Ontology annotation, cellular component: nucleolus. Gene Ontology annotation, biological process: endonucleolytic cleavage in ITS1 to separate SSU-rRNA from 5.8S rRNA and LSU-rRNA from tricistronic rRNA transcript (SSU-rRNA, 5.8S rRNA, LSU-rRNA); endonucleolytic cleavage to generate mature 5'-end of SSU-rRNA from (SSU-rRNA, 5.8S rRNA, LSU-rRNA); endonucleolytic cleavage in 5'-ETS of tricistronic rRNA transcript (SSU-rRNA, 5.8S rRNA, LSU-rRNA). The record is from RefSeq and is a predicted model, not a curated record. The transcript has 3 exons.